AUGGUCUACUAUGUUCGGUUCUUGAAAACUCCCAGGACCCAGCAGCAGAAAGGCUCCCUCGUUAUCUCAGCUCUUAUCUGCAUCACCACUGAUUUGGGAGACUCUUUUCUCGCUGAAGAUGCUGAUUUGACGGUGACAGCCUAUGGGCAAUCUUCUGGGGCUACAUUUGAAAAAUCGACAAGAUGGAAUGCCAGUAAUCGCGAGCUUGCCAUCACCCUGGGUCCUCUCCCAUCCCACCUGGCCCACCAGUCUAUGGUGCUGACGGUGCAGGUACCACAGCUUCCAAGGCAAAUUGAGCCUCGGUAUCCGUCUAUACCUUUAGUUGUUGGUGCGACAAGUGCACCGUUUGGGCCUCGUUCUACGCCAGCUGAGCAGUUGGUCCUACGCCGGAUUAAGUACUCCAAUACCGCGACCAGACCAAUGGAGAUUUGGGAAGAGACAGGAAAUAGCAUUGCUCGACACAUAUGGGAUGCUGGUCUCGCAACAUGUACUUACAUUCACAUGACCCUCGAAAAAUCAAGGACGGGGAGUAAACAGAGGAGCAAAACCACCGGAUGCAAAUUACCAGCUCUAGAACGGGCGCUAUCCAUCACCCGCGACCAGCCUCUCCAGGUGGUUGAGCUGGGGGCAGGAUGUGGGAUAGUGGGCAUUGCCUUGGCACAGAUGCUUCCCAACUGCUCGGUCUUGCUCACGGACCUCCCAGAGGUCGAGGAGAUAAUAACCCGAAAUAUUAAUGCUGCCCAACCUGCCACCAUGUCCACUCUUCACUAUCAAAACCUCGAUUGGGACGACCCGCCGGAGAACCUCUGCCCCCGGCCAAUUGACCUAAUUCUUGUCUCGGAUUGCACCUACAAUUCAGACAGUCUGCCAGCGCUAGUCGCUGCACUUGACCAAUUGGUUCGGAGGUCCCCGGAGGCAAUCAUUUUGGUGGCCCUCAAAAGACGACAUGACAGCGAAACCGUGUUCUUCGAUUUGAUGCGCUCUGCAGGCUUUACAGCGGUGCGGGAUAGCAUUCACAUUCCCUCGCAAUACGAGGAGGUGGAUGAGAUUGAGUUCUAUUGCUACUGUCGAUCAACUGAGCCAAAUUAG
This is a messenger RNA of Penicillium paradoxum, 1089 nucleotides long. RefSeq names its product protein N-lysine methyltransferase family protein. The transcript has 2 exons. NCBI's taxonomy places the organism in Eukaryota, Fungi, Ascomycota, Eurotiomycetes, Eurotiales, Aspergillaceae. The record is from RefSeq and is a predicted model, not a curated record. The coding region runs from base 1 to 1089 and encodes 362 amino acids.